AUGAAGCUAUGCACCACCGCCCUCCUCGCAGCCGCGAGUCUCCUUACGACCACGCAAUGCGCACCCAACCCGAACCCGGGCCCCGCCCUCGCCGCGCGCCAAUCGUACGAAAUCUACGGCCUGUGGGCCUACGAAGGCGACUAUUACCUCAACAACCUGUACGACUGGCUGUUCAAGCUGGUCAAGCGUGACGAGAGCGAAAACGCUGGCCCAAGCGCGAUCGAAAAGUCAAAGCACAAGCGUGACGACGAGGAUCUCGAUCUCGCCCGCCUCCUCACCGCGCGCCAGACCUACGAGUACGCCAUCACCGUGGAUUCGUACGAGGCCAUCUACGAGUUCCAGCUCUGGUUGGAGGACUUUUUGUACCUGGUCCAGCAGUACGGGACGCCCAUCAAGGUCACGGAUCCGAAGUUGCCGCAGCCGAAGCCGUUGUAG
Molecule: messenger RNA, 435 nt
Organism: Cladophialophora carrionii CBS 160.54
Lineage: Eukaryota; Fungi; Ascomycota; Eurotiomycetes; Chaetothyriales; Herpotrichiellaceae
Exons: 1
Coding region: 1-435 (144 amino acids)
Source: RefSeq, a predicted model, not a curated record